Messenger RNA from Paramuricea clavata, 20124 nucleotides. NCBI's taxonomy places the organism in Eukaryota, Metazoa, Cnidaria, Anthozoa, Malacalcyonacea, Plexauridae. The record is from the annotation of a GenBank genome assembly.
GUAAUGACUAUACGUAUUUGGAGUAUAAAACUUUCUCAUUGUUAUAUUAAGCUGUGAAUUAUAAUCAUCAAAAGUAUUUAUUUGACGUACGUGGUUAUGCGUAUUUUGUCGCUGCUGAUUGUCUUACAAAUUUAAUUCUGUUAAAAAUAUUUCCCAGACCCAACAAACAAAAUGUCGCGUUGAAGCUUAUGAGGGAUUAAACUAACUUCUAAGUAGUUCCAGUGGUGGCUUAGUUACUGGUACGUAUUUAUAUCGAAAUGUUGAGGAGAUUUCAUUCGAAACCAAUCGUGCCAUCACUGCCAUGAUAAUUUUUGUCGAUAUGUUGUGGCGGAAAUACUAUUGACCCCCAUUGUGUCAUUUGUGUAUAUAAAAGAAUAUUUUCUAAAGCACUCGUGCGACACUUGUGAGUAUUGCUUGUUGAGUGUCUGACCUUAGGAGUUGAGAAAUCUUGAUUUAUAUUAUUUUAUAUAACUUUCUAUUUCAGUCUUGAAGGUCUUGAUAUCUCAGGUAUGAGCGGCAAAAAGAUUUGGGCAGUCUUGAAAAAGACUGUCUCAAUCAAGUCUGAAGAAACACGAAAACAAGAGGUUGAAUCUCUGGCUGAAGCCGACCCAGAACUUUGUAUUCGUCUCAUAACAAAACCUACCGUACAAAAUUAUGCUGGGAUUAAAUCAAGAAUAAAAAAGAGCGCAGCAGAAUGGAUGGAGGAAUUCCUAAAGCUCGGGGGACUAGAGGCAUUGUUUCUAUCGUUAGAAAGACUGAGUGAUAAAAGUGUCUGUAGUUUCGUUGAUGCAUUUAUUCAGUUGGAAGCUGUUCAGUGCAUUAAAGCCGUGAUGAAUUCGAAAGCCGGUCUCGAAUAUAUGAUCGACAGUCAAAACUUUACCAGAGAGUUGACGACAGGUAAGUUAUACCUUGUUGGUUUUUGAAAUUGACUUUUUAUUAUUCUAUCGUUGGCGUGAAUGUUGGAUUAACAAUUACAUUAAAUAGUUAAGAUAUGCAUGCAGUCAAACCAGACAAUUAACACUAACCUAUUUUCAAUUUGUUAAUUAGCAAUGUUUGUGUUUGAAAUUUUCGAGUUAUUCAUCCCUAUUCUACUAGCAAUUGAACUCCACAUGAGCACUAAUCAUAGACAUGUGAAGUUUAGAGUUACCACCCUGGGAACUGCUGAGUGUUAGUAAACAUUGAACAAAGUACACGAGACUCGAGGUUGCGUGUUCACAUAUUUUAGUGAUUUGCGUGAUUUUCGUUUGGUACUAUUGCUUUUGGCUUUACCUACAUGAUCAAGGUUCAAUGUUUGCAUAUACCUACAUGUAUGUACAGACGAAACCGAAAGUAUAUAAAUCCAAAUGUAUUAUUAAAGUCGAUGAAACAAUAUCGUGAUGGCGCUUGUGCAGUGAUUUAAAUCAAAUAUUGAAAUUCUAUUUUGAAAGGGUAAUAGCAUUUGAAUCACAAUAUCUUGAAAUUAGUAGCUAGUUGUUCAAAUUCGUGGUGUAUAACAUUGUUUAUUAGAGAGUUUAAGAUCUACGACGCGUCUGAAUUACUGCUCAAGAAUGAGCGCAGUGUAAUAAAUGUUUGAAGCGUUUUCAAUUUCAAAUAACCUUUCAAACGGCUAAAAGUAAAAAGCGAUGCAAUUAUAUGUUUGCUGUAAUUUCGACUUUAAGUAACACCUCUUGGCCUUGGGUCGCAAUAAGCUUUCACGUUGCUUAAAAGACAUGUUGAUAUUAAAAUGUUUAGUUUAAUGUUGUGCGGUUGUGUUGGGAAUGACAAAGCCACUGAGACCACAAAUUAUUCGCAGUUUUUGUCUCGCAUGACAAAUCUCGUUGUUUCGAAAGCGCGUCAGCUGGCCGCGUCGUAGAUCACAAACCCUCUAUUAGCAGUCAUGACGCGUUGAAUUGAUUGUUUCUGAUUGUUCUCUGUAUUGUUUUAGAACCAAGAGUUAUUUUGCCAUAAUACCUUAAAGUAGCUAUAAGAUUAUUAAUUGACGGGGGGUCAGUUUCGUUUAACCCCAUAAUGUGUUUAUCUUGACAGAGCAAGCAGGAGGUAUUUCAAAACUAAAGCAUUCUUUAUACUGAGUUUAGUAAUUAUAAUAAAUGCACGUCAAGCAAAUAAUAAAGAAUGAGGAUAUUAUCAGGGACGCCGGAACUGGGGGGGCAAGGGGGGCGGCUGCCCCCCUUGCCUUUUGCUAGGGGGGGCAGGGGGGGCAGAAGUGCCCUUUUAGUUGUAAAAUAAUACGUGAUAAAUCACAUUUCCAACGAUGCUUUUUGUAGGAAAAUCACGAGAUUCAGGUAAUUUAUAGUUUAUAAUUAUAAAAAUUUUGGGAAAUUUUUGGAAUUUAGAAAAAUAUUUUGAAGAAAUGGCGAAAAUUUAAGAUAUCCGGAAAAAUUUUUGGCUUCACGGAAAAUUUUUGUAUGUCCGGAAAAAAUUUUUGACCCCUAAAAUGGUACACUGACCGAAAUUUUUUUGGCAACGUGCCCUUGGUGUGCGUCCGCCCCCCUUUGCCCUAUUAUCGUUCCGGCGUCCCUGGAUAUUAUAUCUAAAUUUGGAUCAAUUUUCACCAAACACGUUGUUGAUCGUCAAGACAAAGAUUAGCCUUUGGUAAUCGAGAUAAAGAAACUAUAUACAGAGAUUAACCAAACGUACAUGAACUUUUAGCACAUUCAACCACUUCUAAGUUUAUCAAGCACUCAGUUUAUCACUAGUCGCAAAGUGGAGGAAUCCAUUUUUCAAAUGCAUAAUUCCAAUGUACGUAAUUUGACGGAAUUACAACAGUGAAAGUGAAAAGACUAAAAUCUAAAUAAUGACAAUGUUUGCCUCUUGGCCCUGUGUUUCAACAUGUUAUUUCUUUUUAUCAAUGACUAUAGAGUCUAUACUGUCUAUAUAUAGUAUGGAAACAAAUGCGAAGACCCGAGGUGAAGGCGAAAAUGUUCGAAUACUCAGUACAGGCAAUCAGGGGCACACAUUCAACAAAUUGCUGGGGGGGGGCGAUCUGGGACCGACUUUCCUUUUCUGCAACAGACAAUUGUGGGUAUACGAUUGCACAGAAAUAUGCAAAUGCGUGGGUUGUAAGUUCAUGGGUUGUAUUGAUAUAUGGUAUUAGCGAGCUUAAGCAUGCAGGACGGCAACACGACGACGACGGCCAAAACAAAUUCCUUCAAAUAAAUGAGAGUAAAGAAAACUUGUCGUAUAUUAUAAUUCGUAUGAAUUUAAUACAGUAUAAGAAGUUGAAAACAUUGGCUUUAUGUUUGGGAAGAGUUCUACUGACCGAAUUUUAAGUUGCACUUGUUACGCCUUGAAAUGCAGGCGUUGUAUAAAGGACGUGAAAAUCGUUGAUUUGCCGUUGUAAACAGAACACGACCACGUCUGAAACUCCCCUGGGACUUUAGUUAUUUAUUUCUUUCCAUUGACUCAUUGUAUUGGUUGCCGUCGUCGUCGUGUUGCCGUCCUACGACCUACAUGCUUAAGCUCCCUAAUGACAUAUUGCCAACGUACUCUGCUCUUGUCGGUUCACAUUUAUUGACAGGAUUGAAUAACUCGGACUUACAGCAGUAAAUCGGGACCGACUCUCGACACACUCUCAUGCAAGAAAACUCGCACCGACUUUUUGUGAUUUUCGAACGCUGACGGGGGGGGGGGGGGCUAAAUAAACGCCCCAAACUCAUGUCCGCUCCUCAGCAAUACACCUUUCACGCUUUUACUUUCAGGCAAAUAAAAAAUCCAGGAGAUGGAAUAACUAUUUGACAAUUCGACUAAAAACAUUGCCAUAUUUUCACUGUAUAUAUGCCUUCAGGCAAGUACGUGCCUUAAUAGGUAAUCGGAGAAGUGUUUUUAUUUCUUUGACAAAAUUUCCCAUAAAAGAAUAUUUGUUGACAGAACCUGAGUCAAUAAACGUGACCGAUAAUCUUGCAAGUCUCCGCUUCCGGUGAAUUAAAUAUUUGAUAUUGAAUUUGAAAUUAAAAAUUCACAGAUAUUAACAAAAAGACUUUUUGUAUUGUAUUGAUGUUUGAUAGUUUUGUAUUUGCGGUCUUUUCAGGGCAGGGGGGGGGGAGUAGAGUUUAGCACCUGGUAAACAUGGUAUUCAGAUAAUAAACCACCAACCGACGUAUAUCAACCAAAUGUAAACAUUACUGCUAUAUAAAUUAAACCUUGCCGUGCCAAACAGUCUGUGGCCGGUUGUUGAAAGGUGGAUUAGCGCUAACCCAGGGUUAAAAUUUAACCCGCUGUUUUAGUUUGCAUAUUUCUACAUGCCCAUUUAUUUCAAAAUGUCAGAAAAGAAAACUCCUAUUGUUCCAGACAUGAUUUGUGAAGAAAUAUUUCCAAAUUUAGAAAAAAGCUGUUAGGAAGUGUACUUUUAAUUUUAAGUUCACCUAGGAUUAAGCUAAUCGGCUUUUGAACAACCGGCCCCUGCAUAUUUACUGCUGCCCACCCAGUGUGACGUCGUGUCCGUUGUCAUGACCCUGUAAAUCAUUGUUUUUGUUCAAAAUCACUGACUUCGCCAAAAAUUCCGCGAAGGUCACAAAAUAUAUUCACCAAUUCUAGAAAUAACUUAAACAGUCAAUAUCUGUAUAAUUCCCUGAUCAUAUUUAAAAAGGUUGUCCUUCCAAACUCUAAACCUUAGGCUUAGACCUUUUAAGGUCUAUUGAAGCUUUUUUAAAUAUGAUCAGGGAAUUAUACAGAUAUCGACUAUUUAGGUUAUUUCUAGAAUUCGUUUUAUAUAUUUUGUGACUUUCGUGGAACUUUUGGCGAAGUCAGUGAUUUUGAACAAGAACAAUGAUUUACAGGGAGAGUCAUGACAACGGACAUGACAUCACACUGGGUGGGCAGCAGUAAAUCUACAGACUGUUUGGCGCGGUAAGGUUUAAUUUAUAUGGCAGUAGGUUUAUAUAGUUGGUUGAUAUACGUCGUUUGGGAUCUUGUCUAAAAGUACACACGAGUGACCACGAUUGACCACGAGUGAUUUCUGUGUUUAAAAAUCAUAAAAUAAUAAUAUAAAUUAUUUUGAGAUGGCUCCCCAGGGUUUUUGCAUUAUAUUACACUAUAAGUCCUGUUUCUUCACUUUACAUGACAUGAGACGAAAUUUAUUGGACACAUUGACAACACUCUCCUGAAAAUUACAACGUGCUACGUUUGUGCUGAAAGUCCGUUACCAUGGCAACAGCGUGCUUAGGAUAAAACUAAAUAUUCGCCUUUUCCCGGCCAUUUUAAAAAUUCCCUUUGGUAAAUUUUUUUGACUGGGUUUUUCGACUAUUGUACACGUCAGAUGUGAUGAUUGCACACGUCACAUCUCGCAAAAAAUGCGAAAAUUUAAACCUAAAUUUCUCCCUUUUCCUUCGGUAAAACUUUGCACAUUUAAUUAACAAUUAUUCGCCGAAGGCGAGGUGAUUAUCGGGGAAUAUUCGCCGAGACGAAGUCGAGGUGAAUAUUCUCCGAUAAUGGCACCGAGCCUGAGCUAUACGACAAACUCGCGUCUUACUUAAGUUGCGUCUUAUGUAAGUCGCGUCUUAUUUUGUUCCGUAUAAAUGGCCCUAAUGUGUCCAAUCGAAUAAAAUUCGUCUUCAUGUCCAAAGUGAAGAAACAGGACUUUUCUGGAUACUAUAGUAUAGUAUAAUGCAAAAACCCUAGGGAGCCACCUUAAAAUAAUUUGUAUUAUUAUUUUAUGAUCAGUUUUAAACACAGAAAUCACUCGUGGUCAUUCGUGGUCACUGGUGUGUACUUUUAGACAAGACCGUCGGUUGGGGUUUAUUAUUUGAAUACCAUGUCUACCAUGUGCUAACCCCUACGUACCCCCCUCCCCCCAGCCCUGAAAAGACAGCAAAUACAAAACUAUCAAACAUCAAUACAAAUUAAUUAAUUCACCGGAAGCGGAGACUUGCAAGACUACCGAGUACCGGUCACGUUUUGUUGAUUCAGGUUCUUCUGUCUAUAAAUAUUUUUUAUGGGAAAAUUUUGUCAAAGAAAUAAAAAACUUCUCCGAUUACCUAUUAAGCCACGUACUUGCCUGAAGGCAUAUAUACAGUACGUCACAUCUCGCAAAAAAUGCGAAAAUUAAAUCUAAAUUUCUCCCUUUUCCUUCGGUAAAACUUUGCACAUUUCUUAAUAUUGGCUUAACAAGCUAGUCCUUAAACACAGAUAAAUAAAUUCACGUGGUGUUUCCACAAACAAAACUAUUAUAUUAUAAGCUCAACUUCAUCCUUUUUUCUUAAAAGUCUAUUGAAGGCAAAUUUUUUAAUAUUGAUUUGUGAAGUUAUUGAAAUUUUCAAAGGAACGUUCGAUAGAAUUUUUUAAAAUCGAAGAAAAAAUCUUUAUACGAGAAAUAUCUUUUAUGCAGCAAAUUUUAAAAACAUUUACUACCGAAACGAAGGGAAAUUUUAAAUGGUCGGAAAAAGUCAAAUAGUUAUUUCAUCUCCUGGAUUUUUUAUUUGCCUGAAAGUAAAAGCGUGAAAGGUGUAUUGCUUGCAGGGGCGCACAUGAGUUUGGGGCGAUUAAUUAUUUUCUUUAGUUUAAUUUCAAAUUCAAUAUCAAACAUUUCAUUUAAAAACUUUAACUAUAACUGUAUAUAUAAGCGCGCGGUAAACUAAAUUCCUUUAUUCAUUUAUUAGUUCUAGAUAAUCGAAAUACAAUGGUGAAAAAGCAAGUGUUUGAAUUGUUGUCUGCAUUAUGUUUAUACUGUCCCAGAGGAUACUAUCUUGCAAUGGAUGCACUUGAAAAUUAUCGUGUAAGUGGUUAUGUAGGAUAUUGCGAUAUGGUUGCAAAGGUUGAAUCAAAGUAGGCGAUAUUAAUUAAUAUUGUGAAGCUCAAAACUCAAAACAACAAAAGAAAUCAUGAGCGUGAAAGAGUUUGUAUAUCUGAUACAAAAUCAUGCUGAUAUUUAAAUCAAUAUUUUAAAUUCAAUUUUUUCACCAAAUAUAAUUUAUUUAAUGUUUGUAAUGUUACUCUGAGUGUGUAUCCACACCGGGAAAGCUGAAAAGCCGGUGUUUUUUUGUUUUUUUUUGAGCACGGUGAGAAUCGAACCUUUGGCUUUGCUUUGGGAUACUAGUCCAAUGGCAAUGUUCUAUCAACUGAGCUACGUGGUCAAAUCGGUUCGAGUUGGUUAUAUUCCGGAACUGAGUCUAGUUCCUUCGAUAUCAAUGUAUUCUAAGAUAUGAUUAUUUUGUGUGUGUUGGUGUUAUGUACUCAGGUGAAUAUGAUGUUUGUGAUGUUACUCUGAGUGUGCAUCCACACCGGGCAAGCUGAAAAGUUCGCCUGAUCCCGGUGUGGAUGCACACUGUUUGUCACUAAGGGUAACAUUACAAACAUCAUAUAACACAUAUUAACACCAACACGCACAAAAGUAUCAUUCAUUUAUUUUAAAUUGUUGAAGAAUACGAAUGUUCUCAUCAAGACGUUUCACAAGCCAUUUAUAACAUGAGUGCAUGCAUGGUCAUGUUAUAUCGUAUAUAUACAAUACGAGAGCUUGCAUAAUCUGAUACUACACAGACCCCGAUAUUCGAUAAUCACCGAGCUUGAGGCGAAUAAUUGUUUAGUAGUAUUUUUACAAAGUCUUUUGUGUUUUUUUGGGGACUGAAUUCAUUUUAAUUUCGCCUAUUUCCUUCCAGGUGAUCUUGUGUUCGUAUUUCAGCGCUCAGAAAGGGUUGUCCGAAUAUAAAUCCAUUUUGAUGUAUUCAGUCAAUUAUAUCUUUCGUUAUUCUUUAUGAAACUAGUUGAAAUUUUGUAAUUAUGUUUGGUUAUGAGAACUAUAGCUCUGAUAAAAACAUGGAAUCGAAAUAAAGUAUAUUACAGGAGAUAUUCAGUUGUUUUAAUCAUAAAAUGGAUUUCUAUUUGACAACUAGUGCCAGUACUUUUCCGCGUAUCCAGAUCAUCUGGUUGUCAGUAAGUUCCACAAAACGGCUAGCCGCCAUUUUGCAAAUUUCGGUUUGUCAGUAUAUUCACCUGUAGGUGCAUGAAUAUAACAGCUUUUAAGCUGUUAAAAUACCUACGUUAAAUUUGACCAAUCAACUUGGAUUUGUUUUAUUCACUUGUGCAAAAACACUAAAACUCAAUAUUAGAUUUUUUCAUAUGCAUGAUGCCUAUUUAUUUAUUUAUUUAUUAGUUUCACCAUAUUACAAAUAAUACAAUACAUAUAUAAUACUAUAACAAGAAAAAUAUACAUGACUAUACGCAGGGUGACCGCAACAGCGUAAGUACUGCGAGUCCGAAUUAGAACAUACAAACAUAAAAAAACUUAAGAGGCUGAACCAGAGUUAUUACACUAUAGGUACAUAUAGUUUUGAAUGUUCUUGGAUUUUCAGGAUUGUAGGAAAUGUCUAAACUGACACGGAAGUAAUAACUUAGAAUGGUAGAUUUAAAUGAGUUCAAAUUUAUCAUGUUAUAUAAGUUUCAAUUCGUCAGCCAGGCUGCAUGUUCCACACCCUGGUCGAAUUAGAAACGAGCGUUAAUUGAUACGUCGUUGUUUUGCUCCUGGGAAUGACAAACUUAGCUAUGUCCGUGUUUAUAGACAAUCUGGUCGGUCUGGCACUACAGAAACUAAGUUAGAUAUUAUUACCUGCAGAUUGUUCAUAAUCAGUUUAAAGAAAAAAACCAAAUCCAAAAACUCAUGCCUGUAACAUAGUGGAAGUAAUGAUAAGGACUGUAAUCGCGAGGUAGAACUGUCCAGACUGGAAAACGGCAGAUAGAGAAUACAUUUCGUGGCACGUCUUUGAUUUUUUUCCGGCCAGAUCUGGGUGACAUAUCCUAAGUGAGGGCGUACUAAUGUUAAAUACAAUGCCCGUGGGAAUGAACCGUGCGUUCCGUCUGACACUACCUGUAUCUACAUCGGCAAAAUAAAUAACAGACUUUCUUUCAUAUGUAGAAAAAAUUAAACGCAGAUACGCGAUCGACGACAUGGACACUGUCAUCAUAAGAAGUACAAUUUAAAGCCGCUAGUCUGUCCUUUCUCCUCCCCAUGUUACCAGGGCCGCCCAGAGCUUUCGGGGGGCCCGGGGCAAACUACCCUCUUGGGAGAUUUUUUUUUUUGGGGGGGGGCCUUCCACUCCCUAAAAUUUCCUUUUGGGCGGCUCUACAUGUUACUAUAGGGACAAGGAUGUUCUCUGUCGUUUUGAAACUCGCGCAGGGACUGGCGGGACUGGUGCAUGCAGUGUGAGUUAAAGAAAGAUUAUCAAGCCUGUUUCAAACGUCGCGCUUCUCACGUGCCGAACGCAUUAAUAGAAAACAAUAGAUAAUUAAUCAGCUGAAAUGCCUCAUUAUCUAUCUGUGCGUUCGGCACACGAGAAGCGCGACGUUUGAAACAGGCCUUAGUGAUAAAAUAACAAAUAAACAUGCUAAUAAAAAGCACAUAAAUCACACAACUGCAUGCUGUUCGCAUAUAUAAGGAUCCUUGUUUGACAGUCUAUAGGCUGUAUAAAUCUCCGUUUCUACAUCUUUAACUAUGAAUAUUUAUAUGCAUGCUUCCAAACACAAAUGCUGCUGUAUACAGCUAUUUCACUAAAUUAAGGUUGUCCCCAAGCAAAGCGGAAAAGUCGAAUACGAGCGCGAAAGGCUUGCUGGGAAUCACUAAAAAACUAAUGAAAUUUUUAGCGAUUCCCAGCAAGCCUUUCGCGCUUGUAUUCGACUUUUCCGCGCUUUGCUCAGGGACAACCUUAAUUGAAAUAGCUGCAUGUAUACAAUGAAACGAACUAACGUCAUUUCCUCACUCUAAUAGUUGUUGUUUAACCCCCACUUGCUGUUGCACAUUUAUUUUAUUGCUUAGUGAAACCCACUUAAUUAAAAGCGUUUCUGUUCCAAAACGUCUUUUCUCGCAUGACUGAUUUGAUGAUUUCGUUAAAAAAUCUACCAUUUUUCUUAUAUUUGUUUUAGUCGACAAAAGGCCAACGCUAUCGCUUCAGUGUUGUAGUCAAUGAAAUGAAACAUGUGGAAAUCAUUCCGUAUGUGACGUCAUGUGUUGCUUUUGUAAAUGCUAUUAUAAUGUCCACUGAUGAAUUUCAAGAUCGCGUGAAAAUAAGAAAUGAGUUUAUUGGUGAGUUGCAAUGUUGACAAAAUUAAAAUUAACACGAUGGACACCGUCCUCAUUGAUUUUCUCUUAAGAACUAUAAAUAAGGGAUGACAGAAAUAUGUGUGUCUGUUGCAGGCUAUUUUACAUAAAUUUUGCAAUCUCAUUUUCCAGGUCUUGGAUUGUUGGAACAAUUAAAUACACUUAAGUAGGUAUAUUUAUUCCUUUGCAUGCUGAUGCAUGACGUCAUCUUGGCUUGUUACAAAGUGUGGUUCGAAUUGCAGUUGCACGUAUUGAAACCAGGAACAUUUUCUACAAAGGCGGCAGGCCUGAUAGCGCUAUCCACAAGAUAGUGACUUUGAUGACCAGUGUAAAACUUGCAUGAAAAGCUGUGGAAGUACAGGACGAAGUUGCCAAUACUAAACAUUAAUCUAGGUUAUACUAAUCUACGACCGAUUUAGACUGAAGGUUGAAAAUGGCAUGUAUAGCGCUAUCCAGCCGUCGUACAACCAGCCCCAGGAUAAUUGAGCAACACCACUCACUUUAAAGGUUAAAUUUUAGAAAUACAAAUGAGGUGUUCAAACAUUAAAUCUUUUUCAGGUUGAAAAAACUCUGACAUAAAUGUUUUGUAAUAUUAUCAGAAACGAAGAAGAUGAUGAUUUGCUUGUGCAAAUUGAUGUCUUCGAAGAUCAACGUUACAAAGAUGAGGACGAAUUUGGUGGAAUUAAUUUAAACAAUCACAGUGACGUUUUUCAAGCUAUAUUUCAAAAGGUAGGAAAAUAUACUCUAACACGUAAUCCCCAAUUAGUAAUUCUUGAGAAGUGAAGUUACAAAGUCUAACUAUGGUAAAAAGGCUACUAAUAAAAUAAUUAAUGUGGUCAAACACAUUUCUUGAGCAAAGAUUGGGGCCGCUGUAUAUACUUCCUGUUAAACAGGAAAUUUAAUCAAGGAUAUUUGAUGGAGAAUUGUGAAAAUUCAAAUCCCUUUACUAGAUACUGUAGUUCCUAUGCCACACAAAAACUGCGCAUGCGACGUAACCAGCUUCUCGCAAUGAAUUUAAAUAUUCCGAAACUAAUAAUAUAUAUGAAGACUUUAGCUAAAAUCAAUUUUUAUUCAGAAGAUUGGCCAAGUCAGCUUGAAACGUUAGGUAAUGAUUUCGGCACUGCUGAACCAUUGCACGAAUACAUAACAUAUUGAGUGGGGUACAUCUAUUUUUUUUAGAUUUCAAGUAAACCAUACGCUAUGAAUUUUUUAAACAUUCUUCAAUCAUUGUUAACUUUGGAUGAUGAUAAUGAAAUAACUGACCAGAAGUGGGAACUUAUUGAAAACUUGAUAACGAAAAUUUCUCUAACAGAAGAUCUUAACAAGAUGAAUAUGAUAGCAAAAGGUCAAGAUAUGCUUGCUUUGAAGCAAUCCUCUGAUUCUUCUAAAUCUUAUAAUAAAGGAGAUGGACGUACAUCUAGUAAUGCUAACGUUGGUUCACAAACGGAAACUUCCACUCAUGAUAAAUCUACAUCAACUGAUAGCAAGCAAGAUACAAAAUCAGAAAUCUCUUCCGUUCAUGACAUAGCAAGUAAUACAUUGAGUUCAACGACAUCAAAUAUUCCUCCUCCACCGCCUCUUCCUGGUACACCCGAUAUUCCUCCCCCACCACCUAUACCUGGAGUACCUGGAGCCCCUCCCCCACCCCCUCUUCCUGGUGCACCUGAGAUUCCUCCACCACCACCUCUACCUGGAGUACCUGGGGGCCCUCCCCCACCUCCUCUUCCUGGUGCACCUGGAGUUCCUCCCCCACCACCUCUUCCUGGAGUACCUGGAGUUCCUCCCCCACCACCUCUUCCCGGAGCAAUUGGAAUUCCACCUCCUCCCCCUCUUCCCGGGGCACCUGGAGUUCCUCCUCCACCCCCACUCCCUGGAGCACCUGGUAUUCCUCCCCCACCACCUAUUCCUGGGGCACCAGGUGUCCCACCUCCUCCCCCGGGUGUCCAACCCCCUCCCGCAGGUGUCCCUGGUGUUCCUCCACCUCCCGGAAUAGGUAUGGCACCUCAGACAACGUCAACUCCACCAGUCCGACCUAAAACCAAAAUGCGAACAUUACAAUGGGCUAAGUUACCUCCUGUGGUCGUCAAUAAAAAUUACAAGAAUGUGUGGAUAAGAGUCGGGAAGUUAGCGCCAAUUCAAGCCAAGUUUGAACUUGAAGAAGAACUAUUUUGUCAGAAAACUAAAAAAGUGGCUGCUAAGAAAGAUGACAACAAGAAAAAAGAACCUAAAGUGGUAAGUAUUCAAGUAGUCGUUCAAGUAGAUUUAAGAAUAAGAUGGGGGAGAGGAAACUGCUCAUUCCUGGUCCAUAUGAUUUUUCAAAGUAUUCUAUGUAAGUGAACGUAGACUAAUAUAUCUUCAAACGAAACUCUAAUGCAUGUGUUUAAUGUUGCUCUUAUAUUAGAUCAACCUCUUGGAUCCAAAACAGAAUCUAAACAUAAAUAUAUUUCUCAAUCAAUUUAAAAGGUAAAAGGAAUUUUUUCUUAUUAUUUAUAGAUCAAUUUAAAUAGAAUGCGUGUGUCACAGAAAGCUAUGUUCAGAAAUUAUAAUAUUAAUUGUGUAAAUUGCCAUCAACCAUUAUAUUCACUUUCCUUUUGGUUUUCAGACCAAUUGAUAAAAUAGUCGAAAGUAUUCGUGCCGGAGAUAGUAAAGCAUUUGACCCUGAUGCUUUGAAAGGAUUUCUGAAAAUUAUACCAGAUACAACUACGGUAAUGUGUGUGAUAAUUUGUUCAGCAUGAUGAUGCAUGGAUACAUGUAAAAGUUAAUCAGAAUUAACAGAGAUAAAAACAGUAAAGCAUAUGAUGUUCAUGAAUUAUUUUUUAACAAUUUAUAACAUUAUAACUACCAAAACAAUUUUAACUUUGCAACCAGAUUCAUCAAUACAAUUUCUGAACAUCCACCAUUAAAAUUCAGUUUAACAUCUACCACAGGGGUUGAAAAAAUAUUUUUAUUUUCUGGGAUUUCAAUUUGAUGUUGAUAUAUUUCUGUUUCCUUGCUGCUGACCACAACAAAUUCUGGAACCAUGCAAUGGUACGCUACCUUUUCCACCCCUUAUCCACGAAUACAAUUUUUAACAUUUAACACACAAUUCUUUAACAUCAUGCACCAAUACAGUUAUCUGAUAUCAUCAUCAGUACAAUCAUCAUCAGUAUAUCAUCAGUACAAUAUUUAGAAGUACCAAUAUAAUCAAUGUUGAUAAUUUUAAAGGUUGGUAUGUUGAAAGAUUUCAAAGGUGAUAAGAAUAAGCUCGGAAAUGCAGAAAAAUUUCUUCUAGCUUUGAUUGUGGUACCUCACUAUAAACUACGGUUGGAAGGAAUGAUUGCUAAAGAAGACUUUAAAUGCACGGUUGAUAUGCUUAAUGAGAAAAUUGAUAUAUUGCUCCAUGCUACUGAAGGUAUAGAUAUGAUGGUAGUCUAUUUUAAACUUAAUAAAUUUUCAUCUGAAUACAUAUCCGCUUACACCGAACUUGUUUUGGGGACGUCGACUAACAGAUUUCUUACCAUUCGUGGAUUGUUUCGCGAAGGGAAGCGGAGUUUGAAAUUCAGGAUUACAAUACUUUUGAGCGAAAUCUGUGAUAUUCACUAGUCCGCGAUGGGCCACAAUGUGUAUGAAAGUAAGAGAUAAAGCACUUCAGGAAUAAAUCCCGAAGCCUUGUUCUCGAUUACCGCUUUGAGUUUUAAGAUCCUACUGUUGAGGUCAUUGUUAUUUAUUUGUAAUGUGGCUUAGCUCGAUCCAGGAUGUAAACACGAAAUAUACUAUCAACUAUUUGUCCUCUUUUUUUCUAUCAAGAAAUUAUCUAAAAAUUUAGUCAACUGUUCACACUGUUGAUCAACCUGAUACACGGGGCCUUCACCGUAGUAUCAGAUUGAUUGUUGAUCUGAUUUAUUUACAAGAAAUGGUGAAACUGGGUCAUCUUGCGAUAUUUGACUUUUCUCUUCACUAGAUAUUCUGAACAACGAAGUUCUACCUGAGAUUCUUCAUCUCAUAUUAACCAUCGGAAACUUCAUGAACUCGGUAAGAGACUUGUCAAAAUAUACUCUUAAAAGUUUCUUAGUAAUACUAAAUACGUUAGGACGCAGUUUGUAUGUGCUUCAAAAACUUUAUCUGGGGUUUGGUGAAUUAAUAGAGCUUAAGACUUGUGCUUUAUUCUGUAUGGAUGUUGUGCUUUAUUCUGUAUAUGAAUGUUCAGGAAUGACAUGUUGAUAGCAAUACAUAGCAUUGUUGUUUUUUUUCUCAGGGUGGUCGAGCUGGCAACGCCAUUGGAUUCACAAUCAACUCGCUGACAAAACUGGUCGAUACAAAAGCCAACAAACCCCGGAUGAAUCUGAUGCACUUCUUAGUGGAGGUAAAAUUUACUUGCAGAUUUAUAGAUAUAGAACAUUUUAGCAAACUACAGAGCUGUCAUAUAUAUAUAUGACUGCAUUGAUAUGUUGCCUUCAUCAGCAACUGUAUAAUUUUUCCUUUUGUACUUAGGUUGCAGAAGAAAAACGGUCAAGUGUUUUGUCAUUUUCAGAAGCUAUGAAAUAUUUGCAAGAUGCUUCAAAGUAUUUGAUACAAGUUAUAUUCCUAUUGCGUUUCGCAUGAUAUGCAAAUUUGGCUUUCCUUUGACCGAUUUUGGUGUAGCUACGUAUCUAGUCCUGUUCUUUUGAACAGAAACAAAAUCCACCACAACCAUAGCGUCAUUAUUGAAAUUUGUGUACAAUUUGUGCCUCUUUUUCAAUACUUUAAAUUCAUCAGCCACAUGCAUUAAACCACGAUUAACCAAGGCUAUUUUACAAUAGGCUCAAUGUUGAUAACCUCUCUGGUGAACUAUCCACACUACGCAAAAGUCUAAGUUCAUUACAAAAAUCAAUGGAAAAAGGAGAUAAAGAUGUGAAAAACCAACUGAGUACUUUUCUUAAGGUAUAAUUUUAUUUCUAGUUUGUUAUGCAAAAUAUGGCAACAAAUUAUCUUGAAAGUGAAAACAAUAAGCCGUCCGUCAUCUUGGAUAGCUUAUCAUGCAGGACGGCAACAUCACGACAACACCUAUUAAUACAAUGAAAUUCAUAAUAUUUUAGUAAAAAAGGAAUAAUUAAAAUCCCAAAGGAGAUUUAGGAGUCAUCCUCGUUCUGUUUACAACGGAAAACAGCAGAUAUUUACUUUUUGUGUACAUGCAGCGCCCUGUAUUUGAAGCUGCGAAAAAUGGAACUCAGCGAACUGAAGUAAAUAUCUUCUCAAGCAUAACUAAAAAACCUCCUUCCUCAAACUGUAUUGAAUUCACAACUUUCUUAUACGAUUGAUAAGUGAUACAACAGCUUUGAGAGGUAAUGAGAAGUGAUUCGAUAAAUUAGCAUUACACCAAUUUUACCAAUUUCUUCAAUACUUUGGGAAUUCAAAUUUCUUUUCCUCUCACUGUUAUUAUUAUGGAGGUUCAGAUUUGACUUCCACUACCGCUACCAUUAACCAAUCAGAUGCGUUUAAUCUACCCGAUUAACUAAUUAAAUGCGGAAUAUUAAGCCAGUAAGAGGUAGUGGUUGUGGAUGUCAAAUCUGAACAGGUCUGUUAUGGAGUCGUCUAUACCACGGCGGUACAGUUAUAGAGCUGAAACCUAUGUUGCUUUUUCCACUACAGGGUGCUUUAAAAGAAGUGGAAAACGUUGAACAAAAAUUGAAACAACUUAGUCAAUUAAAACAAGACCUUGCUGACUAUUUUUGUGAAGAUGAAAGCAAGUUUAAAUUGGAAGAUCUUCUGCAGAUCUUUAAGACAUUUUGUAAUCAUUUGGAUAAAGCUAAAGAGGUAUGAUAGAUUAUGAAUUUUAAAGUUAUAACUAGCACAUGUGUUGGUGCUGGUGCCAUAUAUUCAAGUGAGUGAAUGCCUUUCAACAUCAAUUGACAGCAACAACUGAUCAAAUUUAGAACUGUGUCUAGUUCCAUGCAUGUGUAUACUGAACUCCACUACCUCUGUAUGUAGACCAUUUCAAUAACCGAGAUGGAUUUAAAUAUUCUUUUCUGCUCACUGAUCUUAACAAUCUUCUUGGCCUCCUUUUCAGGAAAAUGAACUACGUCGCAAACAAGAAGCAAAACAAGCAGAACGAGAGAGAAGAAAGAAAGAAGCGGAAAGUAAAGGGAAAAACAAAAUCAAAGGAAAACCAAAACCAGUGAUACAAGAAGAAGAAUGUAUUAUUGAUACUUUACUGAAGGAAAUAAGACAAGGAUUUCAGUUGAAGAAACGAAAACUAUCCUCUGUUGGUGUUGUUUCACCUGACCUAAAUAGAAAACUUUCUAGAGUGUUACAGGAAGGAAAACCUGCUGGGAAUGUCAUAAAGGAAUCGGAAAACGAACAUGGUAAGCACUAUAUAUUGUUGCAUGUUGGUCCUAUGCAGCAAUAAACGUUUAAUAAAAUAUUAAUGUUGAAUAUAAUUGUUAUAUUAACAAUUUGGGGCCAAGAAUGAUAAAUAUAACGUUUCUAAAGUACCUUAUCAAUAUUUUUUACGACUGUGGAAUAUGUAAAAAUCUUCUCAUCUUGAUUUCUUUUGUAUAGAGGAAAAAAUUCCUGAGGAAGAACCAUGUGAUGCAAAUAAGCCUUCUGAAACAGGCGAGAAGAAAGUUUUAGAUAUAAACCAAAUUCAUUUAAUAAACGAUUCAACUGAAGACAAGAAACACGGAGUAAAUGGGUUGCCAAACCAAACGGAGCGAACUUCAUCGAUGAAUGGAACUAAAAUUUCGAAAGACAAGAAUGAAAUACGUAAUGACGUAAACGAUGCUUGCGCAAGUAGCAAUGACGUGCGUGAAAACGUUGAGAACGUGCAUGAAUCGAACUGUGAUAGCACACAUAAAAUGUGUAAUGAAAACGCCGCCACGAACGAACUCUGUCUUAACGAAGAGAACAUAAAGAAAACGCGUAAAAAUGGUGUUCACGCUUAUGAAACGAUUCCAAACGGUGAGAUAAAAGAAAUAACAGAUACAAGAAAAACACACAGUGAAUACAUGCAACAGAAUGGGAUACCAGAACGUAAUGGUGAGCAUCAAAAUGGUUUACAGUCUAUAGUGAAGAUAACUAGCGUAUAAAUUAUUAUUUGGUUAAUCGGGUACCAGUACCCUCCAACAUUAUUCAAACACUGAGUGAGUAGGAGUGUUUUAUUAGAUAUAAAACGCGAGGCGCAGCCGAGAUGAUACAUGAUAUUUUAAAUAUAUAUAUAUAUAUGGAGCAAGAAGAGUCAUUAGAAAGUUUAAGCUUCGCGUUAUACGUCAAACGGCAAAUGCCAGGCAAAGAAAAAUUUUACGGUAUCUGGCAAGAAAGAGUAAAUGAACUUGCUGUUUUAAAAUUGAAAUAGCCUAAUAAUUCUUUCGACGCAAGAAAGAAAAUAUGAAACGAAAACGUUCAACGAAAAUUUUGCCAAGAAAGUUCGAACCUGCCGUUUGCCGUUCCCGGAAACGUGAAGCUUUAAACUCCCUAUUCGGCCUAUGAGGAAAGGGAAGCCAAGAUGGUGGAACUGCUAUGAAGGUCGUAAACAGUUGUAUACCAUUUUUCCAUUCCAGCUAAAUCCAGUUUUUUCUAAAGGACCGUAACGCUAAUGGAAGUCAAACUCCUGACAGCUUCGUGUUCGACCGCGGAGACAGAAACAAUAGAAAGGGCCUGGGUUGACGUCCAAUAGCUCUUCAAAUUCCGCCAUUUUUGGCUUCACUUUUUGGACUCGAGUUCUCGCUCCAGAUAUAUAUCGAGCUCGCUGUAUUCAAACAGCGUAUGACGCAAUACUGUAUUUCAAAUAUGCUAAAUGGGCUAUAACACGCUAUAUUUUUAUCCACUUUGCUUUAUAUCCCACUCCUGAACCCCGAUGUUUAUAGUUUACAAUAACUAUUGUAAAUCCAUGGUAAACGAAUCUUGUCUAAAUACUAGUCAUAUCUAAACAAAUUAAACUGCUCGUAUAUAGGCCUACUUUUUACAAAAUAAAACACGACGUUUAUGUAUUGUCUUUGUUUUCGUAUGGAUUUUAUACUUACAAAAUCGUUGUGUUUCAGUAAAACUAAUAAACUGAUUUUUAUGCAUGCGUGUCCGAAAAAUAACGCGAUAUAGCCCCUUUAUCCUCCAUUAAGAUACAGCAUGCAAAUUGUAUAAAUGCUAAUUAUUUGCAAUCAUUGACAUGUUUUAAAAUAGAGAAUCAAAGUAGACGUAAAAUUUCCAAAAUGUUUAUUGAGGAACUAUAGACGUGAAACAUUGAUUAAUCAGUACAAAAUAAUAUUUACAUGAGAGUUGAUCAGUCUAUUGAGCUUUAAGAUAAUAUGUAUAAUAUUUAUAAUUAUAUAAUACAAUAGAGAACAAUGUUGUGUUUUAUAGAUUUGUAUAUAUGUGGGUUAGCGUGGGUAUGCAGUUUGAAACAAGGCCAUUCAUCAUUAACAAAAUGUCAAAAUCCCGCAAAGUUUCAGAAAUUAAUUAUUAUAGUAGUGACUUCUCCAACUUCACGGAAGGCCCUUGACUUUAAAAAGCAUGGUAUACGCCUGAAAAUCCUUAGAAAAUCCCUAAAAAUUCCUAUCAGACUAUCAGUUUCUAAAAAAAUACUAUGAAAUCGUCCACCAAAAUCCUUAAAAAUCCCAUAGGAUUUUGGAAAUUCCAAAAAUCUGAAACAUUUUUUGGAGUGAUACACCCCUCGGUCUGAGUAGAGGGUGAAACAUAAUUGCAACGCAAUCACACCGGACGUGACGUGGUAACGCCUAAUAUGUGUUACGAGUAUACUUCGAAACCUGAUAAAUCAAGCCAAAGGAAGCCAAAGGGCUUGAUUUAUCAGGUUUCGAAGUAUACUCGUAACACAUAUUAGGCGUUACCACGUCACGUCCGGUGUGAUUGCGUGGCAGCGUGGGCUACAAUGCAAAUUUGUCAUAAUAGUGUCUGGUGCUACAUUAACAUCAUCUAGAAACUACCUGAUCUAUCACAAACGUAUGCAAUCUUGCGGUAGACGAUAUUUUACAUAACAAUAUCGGGAACGAGUUCUGUUCGCCUUUUAAUCCAUUUUUCUGUUCGUUGCCAACAACCUUGGUCCAAUAUGAUCCAUGGCCAUGCCCAUGGCAGCACAUAAACAGUCCUGGCAAUUGAUGUGUUUUCAUCCACCUUCCUUUACCAAAUAUUUUGUGGAUCCAUUCCGUACUCUCCCUAUUUAUAAGAUGAUUUGUAUACUUUGUCUCGCUAAAUGUCGUGAGAGUCCAUUGGAGGAUCCACGUUCAUAUUGACUAUACAAGCUCGUCCCUUUCCUGUCCAUAAAUUAUUAUGAAUAUAAUUAGGAAUGGUAGGAGUCACAUUGUAUAACAGUCUGUUCUUUUUUAUUCUCACUUUGCUCAAAUAUGAUCUGUGUGAAACUUCCAAUGAAACUUUGAUAAACCAAGUGUUCGCUGCGGUGUAGAACACGAGGGAAAGGAAAAAUACAGCGAGCGGAAGAUAAUCCAUAAAUAGAAUUUCAUUUAAAUGAAAUCGCGACGUCACAAUUAGUGUAACCAAUGGGAAAAUAGCACGUAACAACACAGCAGAGAGACUGGUAACCAGGCUAGACUUGAAAUACAGUGUACUUGGUUCAGGCACUUUUAGAAUUCUCCAAAGUUUAUCCAUUUUGAAAAAUGCGGUAUGCGCUUCAACAACUAACCCCAUAGUUGCCAAUAUCGUAUUUUGUCUAUAUACCAGAGUUGAUGCGUACAAGAAAAUAGCUACUAAACGUAACACAUUCGUUAUUUUUGAAUGUUUUGAUGUCUUAUCUGGGUCACAGGCAUUCUGAAGUAUUUUAAAGAUUUGCCAACCAACAGCAACUGAAAAAACAAUAAUCAAACUUGGACUAGCACUCAAAAAUGGUUGUUGUAACACGUCGCUUACAAACAGUAAGAUCAUUCCAGUCAAUAAUGAAACUCCAGUGAACAUUACAUCCAGAUACCUACAAGAAAAUAAAAAUCUUCUGUUGAAAUACUUUUCUGUACUAUCCUUAGUAUCCUAACUACACGUAUCUGUGCCAAUUAGCCUUUCUCACGAUGACGAAUAUCCGCCAUUUUUGGGUGGCAUCUAUAUAAUUCUCGUUAACCAAUGCACACAAUUAAAACAAUGUGAAAAUCAAUUUUUCAGAAUAAACUAACCAUUUGCAAAGCAAAUUUACC